Messenger RNA from Lethenteron reissneri (Far Eastern brook lamprey), 7149 nucleotides. It is a transcript of the gene EPS15L1, whose product is annotated as epidermal growth factor receptor pathway substrate 15 like 1. NCBI's taxonomy places the organism in Eukaryota, Metazoa, Chordata, Hyperoartia, Petromyzontiformes, Petromyzontidae. Gene Ontology annotation, molecular function: cadherin binding; calcium ion binding. The record is from RefSeq and is a predicted model, not a curated record. Gene Ontology annotation, biological process: endocytosis; endosomal transport. Gene Ontology annotation, cellular component: clathrin coat of coated pit; plasma membrane; cytoplasm.
GCCCGCGGACUCCGCGCGUCACCUGCCGCGUUCGUCUCUCCGCGACGCUCGCCGCGGUGCCCAGCUAGGCCCCGAUGUCGACACCGGUCUUGCCUAGUUUGUCCUGCCGGGAUCACACGGCCCUCGGGCGGGUCGCGGAUGCCGGGCGAGUUGUCAAGUGGCAACCCCGUGUAUGAGAAAUACUACAGGCUGGUGGAUCCGGGCAACAAUGGCAGAGUUGGGGCCUCGGAAGCGGCAUUGUUCCUGAAAAAGUCCGGUCUCUCGGACCUCACGCUUGGCAAGAUAUGGGACCUGGCUGAUGCAGACAGGAAGGGCUGGCUGGACAAACAGGGAUUCUAUGUGGCCUUGAGGCUGGUGGCGUGCGCUCAGAACGGGCACGAGAUUGCACUGAGCGCCUUGAGCCACGUCAUCCCUCCGCCCGCAUUCCAAGAUACAGGCAGUCCCCAGCUUGGUUCGUCUGCACAGAACCCAGAGGCCUUUUGGGUUGUUAAGCCUGAUGAGAAGACCAAGUUCGAUGGCAUCUUUGAUAGCCUGGGGCCGGCAAACGGCCUGCUGUCUGGCGAGAAAGUCAAGCCCGUGCUCAUCAACUCGAAUCUUCCCAUGGAGGUGCUGGGCAAGGUUUGGGACCUGAGUGAUAUAGACAAGGAUGGCCACCUGGACCGCGAUGAGUUUGCAGUGGCCAUGCAUCUGGUGUAUCGAGCCUUGGACAAGGAGCCGGUGCCAUCCGUGAUCCCGCCCAAGCUGGUGCCGCCCGCCAAGCGCCCCUCCGCUGCCGCAGGCGGCGGCGGCAAGCACCCCGGGAUGCUGCCCGGCGCCGUGCCCGUGCUGCCGUCGUCGCCGCCGCCCCCCCGUGACAGCCUGCGCUCCACGCCGUCGCACGGCAGCGUGAGCAGCCUGGCAAGUGGCGGGAGCCUCUCCCCCAAGCUGCAGCCGCGCUUGCUGCAGCAGACGCACACCACCUGGGUCGUGACGCCGGCAGACAAGAUAAAAUAUGACGAAAUUUUCUUGAAAACCGAUCUGGACAUGGACGGCUUUGUGUCUGGCCUGGAAGUGAAGGACAUUUUCAUGCAGUCGGGCCUUCCGCAGGCUGUCCUUGCUCAAAUCUGGGCCCUUGCAGACACGAGGCAGCAGGGCAAGCUGACGCAGGACCAGUUCGCGCUGGCCAUGUACCUGAUCACGCAGAAAGUGAGCAAGGGCGUGGACCCUCCGGUGACGCUGAGCGCCGACAUGAUGCCCCCUUCAGAGCGCGGGGCCUCCACCACGGACGGCACAGGUGGGGUGGGAUCGGCUGACUUCUCCGCCAUCAAGGAACUGGAUGCCAUCAGCGCAGAGAUCACCGAGCUACAGCGAGAAAAAGCUUCCUUGGAGCAGGACAUCCGCGAGAAGGAAGAGGCGAUCAGAUACCAAACCAAUGAGGUGCAGGACAUGCAGGGGGAGCUGGACAGGGAGACCAACACCUUGCAGGAGAUGCAGAGCCAGAACCAGGGCGCUCAAGAGCGGCUCGGAGAGCUGGAGCAGCAGAGAGCCAAGCUGGAGGCCAUGCUGUCCGACCUACAACUCAAGUGCCAGGAGGAGACGCAGACGAUCUCGUCGCUGCGGGUGCAGAUCGCGGGCCAGGAGUCGGCGCUGCGCUCGCAGGAGGAUGACCUGAGCAAGGCCAAGGGAGAGCUGAGCCGUCUGCAGCACGAGGAGAACCAGAUGGAGCAGAGGCUGGAGGCUGGCAAGGCGCACCUAGAAACCAUCGUGCGCUCCCUGCAGGCCACGCAGCAGGAGAUCUCGCAGGUGCGUGGCAUGUUGGCUCAACUGACAGAUUCUCAGGGUGCUGGUGGCUCGCUGAACGGAUCCCUGGACGUGCCAAAUGCCGCCGAGGUGGAUUCUCGCUCAUCGCCGUUUGCCUCCAGGUCUGGGGAGGAUCCCUUUCACUCCAAAGCGCCAAUGUUCCCUCCGUCAUCCGCUGAGGGCAAGACGGACCCCUUCCAAAAGGAGCACCCCUUCGCUACAGAAAGCGUCUUCAAAGCAGAGGAUCCCUUCAAAGGAAGCGAUCCUUUCCAGGGAGAUCCGUUUGCAGGCCAAGAAUCAAUAGCAGACCCGUUUGGUGAGGACCCAUUCAAGGGCAGCGACCCCUUUGGAGGUUCCUCUGCCGGGAAGCCCGGCAAGUCCAGCCUCGCCACCACCACUACCACCUCCUCCACCUCGACACCGGCUCCCAAAGAGCCCUUCGGCAAGCCGAGUACCGGACCAGGCCUCUUCGCUAGCAGCAGCAGCACCACGAGCGACCCAUUCUUGAAGGUCACUGCCGGCGCUGGUGGCGGCGGUGGUGGCGGUCGUUCCGAUCCCUUCUCGAAGCCCGGGGCUUCGUCUGCGGAUCUGUUCUCAAGGGCAGGCAGUGACGCCGACCCGUUUAGGUCCAAAUCGGCCGGGCCGUUCUCCAAGGCAAUCGCCGAAGACCCCUUCUCAUCCAACAGCUCGGACCCGUUCAACAGCAGCACCACUACCACCACCAAGGCCGACCCGUUUAAAGCUUCAGACCCGUUCGCUCCGGGGGGAGUUCGACCGAAUUCUGCGGGCAGUGCUGACCCGUUCUCAUCGCUGGAUCCGUUUGGGAGCAGCACGUUUGACAGCCAAGGCUUCGCCGACUUCGGAAAUUCAUCUCGACCCGGCAGCACGGACCCCUUCUCCGACUCGUCCGGUGGGGCCGCUGCAGGCGACCCGUUUGGCAGCGGCGCUUUCGGUGGUGGUGACGACCCGUUCCGCUCUCGCGAGGCCGUGCCGAAUCUGCCCCCCAAGAGGAGCGCGCCACCGCGGCCCAAACCCCCCUCCUCCUCCGGGACGUCCACGCCCACUAAGCGAGCCGAGGCAUCAGACGCCUCGCUCCCUUUCCAGCCUUUCGGUGGUGGGACUGAUCCAUUUCACUCUAGAGGGGGGUUUGAGGAGGAAGGGUGCGGCCGGACCGACCCAUUCUCGGCCACGCAGCCAGCGCCAGGCAAAAGCUCUAAGGGGUUCGGCCAGUUCGGCAGUGAGUCGGACCAGAUGGCGUGGGCCACUUGGGAGAGCGAGCGAGCGGAGCGGGAGCGUCUCGAUCGGCUGAAGCGGCAAGAGCAGGAGGAUCUGGAGCUCGCCAUCGCGCUCAGCAAAUCCGAAAUGUCCAAGCCGUGACACGCGGCCGCCCCCGCUCCCGGUCUGUCUCGCAAGCGGAAGUUGACGCCGGGGGUGGGGGGGGGGGCGAAGAAAAACAAAGCGACUCGUGAGCGGGUGUUCGCUCGUCCACGGCCCCCCGGUAACAGCCGGGAGAUUAGCGGCAACAAUAAAAUAACUAUAUAUAUAUCAGGGAAUUAAAGGAACAUUGUAAUUAUAGUAGGAAAUGCUACGCGAAAGAAUUUCGGGUGUGUCGUCGCCGCUGUUUCUGCUGCGGUGAGGUUUGGCGAGGACAAAGGCGGAUUUGCCAAAAAAAUUUGACGAGCACGCGCUACUUUACUUGCUCUCUUUUGCGUGCCGUUUCAUGAUAGCCGGAGAUUACGCGGACUGAUUAUGUGGCCAACUUAACGGAUUCAAGUUUAGUUUUUAACUCCUGCUAUUUAUCCACGUGACGGCGGUCAAUGCACAAGCUUCCACCUGAGAGUGAAUUUCUAAUUCUGUGUUGUUGAGAACAAAUUUUGGUUUUGUGAUCUUUUCCCGGUGUUCACGUGGCUCGCAAUCUCAGAGCUUGGCGGUAGCCAGAUGUAUUAGGCAGCCUAGAGGGGGUCCGAUCAAAGUUUUAUAUUCACAAAUAAACCCCCCCGCCCCAUAUUUAUGCCCCCCCGUAUAUUGUACACUAUUUGAAUCCCGCGUGCAUUACGAUAUUCAAACACUUUGGUUGACAGCACAUUCGCCCCUGGCAUUCUAGCGGAUCCAGAUGCCAACACGGCACUCGAUUGGGGGGUGGUGGAUAGUUAGGGGUGGAGGGUUGGUGGUAUUCCAGCCGUGGGGAGCGGCAGUGUAGAGGUUGGCACACUGUGCUUACGAAUCCGGCGAGCCGAGUUCGAUUCCCGCUCACGCCCAACACCAGUAACGAUGAUCUGAACCAGCACUGGGCCUCCCCUAAGUCGAUGCAGCCUCGAUUGAGUACCUGCUUCGAUGUGUAAACAUCGCUCUUUGGGAGACAAAAGCGGCCGUGUGGAGUUCCGGCCUUCAAUGAGGGCUCACUCGCAGCACUCACCCCAACAGUCUGUUUAAGGCUACACGGGGGGAUCCUUGUUGUUCCCACCCACUUGGCUAAGGCCCUGUUGGGGGAGGCUUGCCGUGAUUGAUGACUCACAGCUGUAGCUCAGAGUCUCGAUUAGACUGCUGCCCUGCAAUGAGCCGGGCAACUCGCACGGCUUGGCAGGAGGGUGUAUAAUGGACGAGCGCAACUUGCUCGGAAACUAUCUCCUUCCGAUGAAAUAUUUUAUUUCCCAUCCAAACGGGGCUCCGUGCGCCCCCCGUUGUGCGCCGUGCCCCAAUAUUAGGUCAAGCUGUCUGCACGAAGCUCUGAAGUUGAAGGGGGUGCUGUGCGAGCGGUCGGUGGAAGGUUGUUAUUGUGGACGUGUAAUUAAUAUCGAAAAGCCACCUUUCGGUAACAAGUGUCAUUUUUUGUUCUCUGUCUGGGUUUCUGAUGGAACAUGUUUGCGAGUAGCGGCGCUCUUGACACUUAACCGAGUACAGCCAAGCUUUGAUAUCACAUCCAGUUCUGUGUGCAAUGCCUUUAAUCGGAGCUAGCGUGGCUCCAUUGAUUCUCCAGUCACCUUUGGACGAUCGCUGCAAGGUCGCAUUUGAAGACAAAUUGUCUGCCACGUCUCUUGUGAUCAUUGCCCUGGCAUCGUCGUUUUUUUUGUUUUGAAUCGCGUUUGCUUAAAUUGUUACGUGGAUUUUUUUCCACAAAUAUAUUUUUUUCUUGAGUUAUUAACACGUGCCACUGCCCUAACUUCUCUUUCGACAGAUGUAAUGUAUCGUCGCCAAUAACCUCCUUUGAGAAAUGUUAUUUUACGGAGUAAACUAUUAUAAUGGUAUUGCCACAUUAAGUUAAGUCACGACGUUUGUUGGUUUUACUGCAUGCGAGCAACUUCUAACUUGGUACAACAUUAUUAAAGUCUCCCAGUGCUCAAACAAGCAGAUGGCAUUGCUCAUAUCCCUUAGCCAUCCUAAGCCAGUGGUGGAAAUUCCACAUUCCUAUUUAAAGACCAGCCUGUUUAAUUACAGUAGUUUUACAAUAUGUAUUCACACACACGCACACAGCCGACGGGCAGGUCACGUGCUGUCUUUUUGUUUAUUGUUGUCCUUCCCCUCGCAUCGGUGAUCCGCGUGGUUGGCUACGGACGGCGCGAGAGAAGGUCAAUUUCCAUGUUGCUAUCUCUUCCAAUACGUGUAGCCAGCGUGGAAGAGUAGGCCAAGCAUACCCUCUAGAUCUGCCUGUAGAGAGCUCUCGUGUGGAGGCCUUUCUGCCAGCAGUGGCACGAGGAAGUUAUUGCGGGGCUGCGCAUUUACCUUCACACAAUCUCACACGCGCACACAUGUACACGUAAAUAUAUGAAUUAUUAGGCAAAGGAGUUGUCUGACUUCUGAUAUGAGGAAUCACUAAAUCUGAUCACGUGUCCAUCCGAUCAAGUUUGUAGAAUAGUUGAUGCAAGAAACAAAUAACCACCGUGUGUGUGCAUGCAACGAAAAGUUGAUCCUUUCGGUGACACUUUGCCGACGAAUUCUAUUACGAAAAGAAACGGCGAGUGACGCUGCGCUGCGUCUCAGAAGCGCUUUGCUCAGAACUGCAGCAGUGAUCGGCUUCAUAAAGCUCCACACAAGGCCAGUUCUUGCGUACGUACAUACAAUCUAGGUUUUUUUGGGUAAAAUCGUAUGUAUAUGAACGUGUCGUUAAACCCACCACUACCCGACACAGCCAAUUAGUAAGGUUUGUCACGCAAAUAGAACGUGCCAAUUUGUCACUAGUACAGCACACCGGGUUGUGUGUUGGAGAGCCAAACCACAACAUGUUCUGUUUAGGUGACAAACCUUACUAAUUGGCUGUUUCGGGUGGUGGCGGUUUAACGACACGUUUAUAUUAACGCGAUCUAAACCAAAAGAAACCUAUAUUGUGGCUGAUGUUGGUUGCGAAAGCCUACGUGUUAAUAGUACAUACGUUUGUACGAGACCUUUCAUGCCGCCAAGUAUUUGUUGGAAAGGCGAAAUGUUCUCUCCCCAUUAAAACUUUUUUUUCCCGAGGACAAAGUGAAGAAUGAAAACCCGUUGCGCAGGGCCUGAGAUCGCGCGAGAGAUUUAAAAAAACCCAGCGUUCGGUACCACGCGGGUUUUGCCAAAGGCUUUCUCCGCGUGCAGCGGGUGAGUUCCCUGUGGGGUGGAGGGGGGGAUGUGGUAGAGAGAUGAUGAGCCGCGAAGUUUGAUUCCACGGAGGCGUGCGUUCAACUGUUGUAACCGCUGGGACCCGACGGCAGCUUGGCACGACUCGUGCGGAGUUCUCCUCUCCAUCUCUUCGUCGUCAGCAGCGCCGCUCAGCCCGAAUUCCCUCCCUGCGCAUGAAAAUACACAACGGUGCUUCGGAGCAAGGCUCGGGGAAGUUUGCAAGUUGGUGGAGGAGCUGCGUCGACCGCGUGCGACGACGUCCGUCUCCGUCGCCUCGUUAUUUCUUUCUCCGUCAUCGUCUUUGGGGGGUUUAUGUUGCCGUGUUGUAUAGCCGGGCCAGCGUUAACAUUGAUUUUUUUUCCCCUUAGUUUUUGUUUCAGGUGGAAUGUGUGGCAGAGGCUGGGGAAAUGAAUGUCUCGUAACAGUUCAGAGCCAACGGCGUGUGUAUUUCUUAAUAUCUCUCUCUCUCUCUGAUCAUAUUUAUCUUUCCGACGCGGCAGACGUGAACGCGCAAAUCCCCGGUGGUGGUGAAAUGUGCUCCUUUUCCGGAUUCUGCGCUUCAUUACACUGUUUCAUUCUUACCUUUGCUCGCGGCGAUGGAUCGUUGGUUUGUUAAGUGUAUAUUGUUAAAUUGUAAUUAACGUUUUUAAAAACCACUUCAAAAGUUUCUUUUUUGUGUGUUUUUUUUUAACUGGAACAAUUAUGGCAAUAUGCAAGCGUGUUAGUGCCGUUCAGCAUUUAAAAUAUAUACGAUUAAAAUAAAACAUUAAUGUGAGAAAUUUG